Molecule: messenger RNA, 522 nt
Organism: Micromonas commoda
Lineage: Eukaryota; Viridiplantae; Chlorophyta; Mamiellophyceae; Mamiellales; Mamiellaceae
Exons: 2
Coding region: 29-460 (143 amino acids)
Biological process (GO): ribosomal small subunit assembly; translation
Cellular component (GO): cytosolic small ribosomal subunit; ribosome
Molecular function (GO): structural constituent of ribosome; RNA binding
Source: RefSeq, a predicted model, not a curated record
CCUGCACACACAGGAUCGCAUUAGCAACAUGCCGAACGCUCCCCGCACCGUGAAGGAUGUUCCCGCGCAGGAGUUCGUGAUUGCGCUCGCGCAGUACUUCCGCUCCACCGGCAAGAUGGAGGUCCCCACCUGGGUCGACAUCGUGAAGACUGCCUCCUACAAGGAGCUCGCGCCCUAUGACCCCGACUGGUUCUACAUCCGCGCGGCGUCCAUGGCUCGCAAGCUCUACGUGUCCGGCAACAUGGGUGUGGGUGCCUUCCGCAAGAACUACGGCGGUGCCCGUAACGACGGCGUCUGCCGCUUCCACCACGCCAUCGGUUCCGGUUCCGUCGCUCGCGCUAUCCUUAAGCAGCUCGAGGCUGUUGGUGUUGUGGAGAAGGGUCCCAAGGGUCGUCGCAUCACCCCCUCUGGGCAGCGUGAUCUCGACCGCAUCGCGGGCCGCGUCGCCGUCUCCGCCUAAGCGACGGCAAAAUUGUACGUUUAGCCGACACAUUUAGCGAAUGUAAUUAAACCGGCUCGACG